CGUUUCUAUGGAAACUAAAUCCUAAAAUGUGGAGUUUUGAUAUUUGAAAUAUAUUGGAUGUAGUUGCAGUUGGUAAAUGUAAUAAAAUCUGGUAUAAAAAUGAAAAUGGAAUUCUGCGCUUACAGCAAGACUUUUCAGUAUGUUUACUGUACAUUCAUGAUUUGGGGAUUACUUUUCAAGAUGCAAUCGUCAUUAAGAGAAUAUGAUUUUUUGCCGGACAGUCGAUUUGAUAACUAUUUGCUUAAUCACGGAUUGUUAUGGGAAUUACAGAGUGUGUCAACAUUGAUGUGUGCUAUUCGUUGUGCAAGCUUCAAAUCAUGCAUUUCGUUUUAUUUUAACAAUGCUGAAAGACGUUGUCGCGGGCAUGAAACGUUGAUGUUGACAACAGAAGCAGGAGUGCAUGAAAAUAACUGGAACUAUUUCUACUUAACGAAAACGGGAAAGUGUCCUACUCUGUAUGCCUAUAGCAAAGCAUUUGAGUAUUGUGUGGGAUAUGAAGGUCAUUUUGUUACUGACGAGGGAUUGGCUAAAUGUCAAGAACAUAAUGGAAGAUAUUUACUGGUCAGAACGGCGGAGGAAAACAGAUUUGCAAGCCUGUUAGCAUAUAAUUUUGAUCACCUUACCAAGUCACAAAAUCGCCAAAUGAGAAUUCAAGGAACGUUUGACUUCACAGACAUGACUUGGAAAGAUGACAACGGAAACAACCUCACGUUUACACAGCUUCUGACAGAAGAUGUUCCGAAAGCUGACCGCGUCCUGUACAUCAAAAACACCCAUCACAAAGAAAAUUUUACAAUGGGUUACCGACAUGGAGUCGUGCAUGCAUUUAUAACUAUAUGUGUAAUUUGAAAUUUUAGCCCUAAAAUCAUUCUUGUAGAUUUUACUUACACCUUAUAGUGUAUCAACAACUUUAUAUAAGAUGUGUAUUUGUUGGCAAAUCAAUAGAAAUAUAAGUUCCCUUUCACGUUAAUAUAUUACUUGGUAAUACGCAAUCAUCCACAUUUGAUAUUGACAACAUAUGUGUAUAUGUUUAUUAGUUUUUAAAUCGAGGUAAGCUACUGACAAA
Ostrea edulis (European flat oyster) is the source of this 1066-nucleotide messenger RNA. RefSeq lists its product as uncharacterized. The transcript is spliced from 3 exons. Lineage: Eukaryota; Metazoa; Mollusca; Bivalvia; Ostreida; Ostreidae. The coding region runs from base 100 to 849 and encodes 249 amino acids. The record is from RefSeq and is a predicted model, not a curated record.